AUGAGUACAUCGGACACAUUCAAGCCAGCAACGCGUUCGUCUCAGUUGCUCAAAGUACGGACAUGCGCAUGCGCAAACAUAUCCUGUUCCGCACUUUUGACACUUUUGACUCAUCAAACUCUUCUUCUCCCCCCCCCACCUCCUACAUCUCCUCUUUUUCUUCUUCCUUCUUCUUCUUCUUCUAAUUCUUCUUCUUCUUACUUUUUCUUUUUUCUCUUCUUUUUCUUCUUCUUACUUUUUCUUCUUUCUUUUACUUCUUUCUUAUUUUUUCUUCUUCUUUUUUCUUCUUAUUUUUUUCUCCUUCUUUUCCUUCUUCUUUCUUCUUUUUACUUUUUGUUUUUCUUCUUUCUUUUUCUUUCUUACUCCUUCUUUUUCUUUUUCUUUCUUCUUUCUUUUUCUUCUUCUUUCCCCUCCUCCUCCUCUUCUUCCUUCUUCCUUCUUCUUCUUACUUUUUCUUCUUUCUUUUUCUUAAUCCUUCUUCUUCCUUCUUCGUCUUCUUUCUUUUUCUUCUUCUUUCCUCUUCCUCCUCCUCUUCUCCUUCUUCUUACUUUUUCUUUUUCUUCUUUCUUUUUCUUUCUUACUCCUUCUUCUUCCUUCUUCGUCUCCUUUCUUUUUUCUUCUUUCCUCUUCCUCCUCCUCCUCUUCUUCUUCUUCUUCUUCCUUCUUUUUCUUCUUCUUUCUUCCGCCUGUUCUUACUCCUUCUUCUUCUUCUUUGUCUUCUUUCUUUUUCUUCUUCCUUCCUGUUCCUCCUCCUCCUCCUCCUCUUCUUCUUCUUCUUCUUCUUUGUCUUCUUCUUUCCCCCUCCUACUUCUCCUCCCCUUCUUCUUUUUCUUCCUUUGCUUGUUUUAUUUUAUUCCUUUCAUCAUUUCGGACCCCCUGUUUUCUUUCGUGUCUCAUAUUUUUAUUGCUGCUUUAGAAAUUCGGUGUUUUGUUUUGUACUUUUUUUUCUUCUUUUUCUACUUCUUCUUCUCCUCCUCCUCCCCUUCUUUUUCCUCUUCUCCCCCUCCUCCAUCUUAUUCUCCUCCUCCUCCACCUCUUUUUUUUCUUCUCCUCUUCCCCUUCUUUCUCUUCUUCUCCUCCUUCCCUUCUUUCUCUUUUUCUCAUCCUCGCCUUUUUUUAGUCUGCUUCUCCUCCUACUCCUCAUCUUCUUCUUGUUCUACUUCUCGUCCUCCUCCUCCUUCUUAUUCGUUUUCUUCUUCUCCUCCUUCUUCUCCCCUUUUUUCUUCUGCUUCUCCUCCCACUCUUCUUCUUCUUCUCCUUCUCCACUUCUUUAUCUUCUACUUCUCUUCCUCCUCCUCCUUCUUUUUCUUCUCCUCCUCCUUCUCCCCUUUUUCUUCUGCUUCUCCUCCCACUCUUCUUCUUCUUCUUCUUCCCAACAUCUCUGUUUCCUCUUCUUUCACCCUUCUGUUUCAACCAUUGUCCACUUACCACGGACACAAUGAGUGUGUUUUUUUCUUUUCCCGCCAGACUUUCACAACAUACAAAUAG
This is a messenger RNA of Acanthosepion pharaonis, 1488 nucleotides long. The record is from the annotation of a GenBank genome assembly. Lineage: Eukaryota; Metazoa; Mollusca; Cephalopoda; Sepiida; Sepiidae.